Wallemia ichthyophaga EXF-994 is the source of this 1050-nucleotide messenger RNA. RefSeq names its product 2-hydroxy-6-oxononadienedioate/2-hydroxy-6-oxononatrienedioate hydrolase. Lineage: Eukaryota; Fungi; Basidiomycota; Wallemiomycetes; Wallemiales; Wallemiaceae. The record is from RefSeq and is a predicted model, not a curated record. The coding region runs from base 1 to 1050 and encodes 349 amino acids. The transcript has 5 exons.
AUGACGACGAUAACGAUACAAAACAAACACUUGGCUCUCGGCGCAGCCUCGCUACUGCUCUCCUUCCACCUUUACAGGCUGGUAGGUGGUCUAUUUGCAAACACGCCGCCGCCAGCCCCGAGUCACGGCUACAGCGUGCGCGUGGAGCGUGGUCUGGGCGGUAUUGAACGCGACAGCGACACCGCUCGCGCAGUUGAUGAGGUUUAUCCGCCCGAUGCCUUCCCCGGCGGCGGCGAUGUUCGUCUGCCACACGGCCGCAUCAAGUACUAUAUACUCGGACCUCAAGAGGGGGAGAAGAUCGUCCUCGUUCACGGCUUCAGCUCGCCCUGUAUCAUCUGGCGCGAACUCGCAGUCAGUCUCGCAGGAGCUGGCUAUAGAGUGCUCAUGUAUGAUCACUACGGGAGAGGCUAUAGUGACCAUCCCAUCGUCGAGUACUCAGGUGCCCUCUACACUUGCACCCUCGCACUCCUCAUGCACCACGUCGGCUUUGCAAGAGCCACGCUGUGUGGUUUAUCGAUGGGCGGGCCAAUUGUCGUUAACUUUGCGGAUGUGUUCCCGGAUAUGGUCAAUAGCAUCAUCCUUCUCGCCCCCGCUGGCCUUAUGGACGACGCACCAUUCACAACAGCCCGCUCGAUCGAUCCUAAGAGCUUCAUUGAGGCGCCACAUUGGCUCAGACGUAUCUUGAAACCUUCUGGGCCUGCCAAUUACAACGCAAGUGAGAUGCCAGAUAAUCUCAGAAUGCUCGCCAAGAUGUCAGCUAUACAGGGCCAGCGCACGCCUUUCGUUCACGCCCUGCUGUCCACCCUGCGCGAAGGGAUACUGUUUAACCAAGACGAGGUGUUCAAGGCGGUGGGCAGGCGCGGAAGGAGGGUGCAUAUAGUAUGGGGCACCGCCGACAAUAUUGUCCCCUACUCGCUCAGCAAGCGUAUGCUAGAGUACAUGCCGCAAGCCUCGCUCGACACCAUUGUGGAUGGCGGACAUGACCUCGCCAUCACCAAUGCCGACCACGUCCACCGCUCCAUCGUUGCGUUUAUGAAGGAGCAAUCGUAG